This is a messenger RNA of Plasmodium falciparum 3D7, 2862 nucleotides long. Its product is annotated as putative SUN domain-containing protein. Gene Ontology annotation, cellular component: nuclear envelope; membrane. NCBI's taxonomy places the organism in Eukaryota, Apicomplexa, Aconoidasida, Haemosporida, Plasmodiidae. The record is from RefSeq and is a predicted model, not a curated record.
AUGAACAUAAGCAACAGUAGUAAGAAUACGUUCAUAUCGGAUGAAAAUAAUGUAACAUAUGAAGAUGAUUAUAACGAGACAGAUAAUAAUAAGGAUGAGGGUGACGAUAGGAACACAUUAAUACAUGUAUUACAUAGUUAUGAAGAUUUUCAGAAAAAAAAUAUGAAUUAUGGAAAAGUAAAUCCAUAUAAAAAAAAAGAAACACAAUUAAGUAAAAUAAAAAAGAAUCUGGUACGUUUAUUAUCCAGUAAUGAUAUAACAAUUCAUAAAUUUAAUAGUGAAGAAAUAAAAGGUAAUAAAAAAAAAAAAAUGGAAAAUAUAAAAUUUUUAACUAGUAGAGCAGCUAUGUGGUAUCAGGUUGAAAAAAAUGACGAUCCAGAUUAUGAUUUAAAAUUAGAAAGUUCUAAAAAGAAAAACUUUGUAUAUAUAACAAUGAAUUAUAUAAAUAUCUUUAUGAAUGAUUUAUUAAAUGAUAAAAGAGGUAUGACAUAUAUAGCAACUUUUAUGAUUGUAUUAUCAAUAAUUAUAACAUUUAUAUCAGGAUUUAUUACACUAUAUAAUAAUAAUAAUAAUAAUAUAAACCAUUACAAUAAUCAUAAUAAUCAUAAAUAUCAUAAUAUUAACAGUAGCAAUAAUAAUAAUAAUAACACUAUUAAUAGUAAUGCAUUUUUUAGUACUAAUGAACAAUAUUUAAAAAAUUUAGAUGAAAAAAAUAACUGGAAUUUAAAUAUGUCUAGAAAUAAUUAUGAUGAUAUUAAUCAAUAUAUGAAUUAUAGUGCCUUGCAAAUAAAAAGAGGAAAUGAUCAAGAAAAUUACAAAAAGUAUAAUGAAGAAAUUUUUGAAAUAUUAGAACAACUAAAAAAAGAAAUCAAUGAAAAUAAAAAUAUAAAAAGUUCAGAAAAGAUACAAAAUGAAAAUAAAAAAGAUGAUAAAUUAAAUAUUUAUGAAAUUCGUUUAAAUAUAGAAAAGAAAAUAAAUGAAUUAGAAAAUAAGAUCAUUAAUAAUAAUAAAAAUAGUGAUUCAUUUAAAAGUAAUUUAAUUAAAGAAUUUGAAAAUUUCAAAAAUAUAUUUCAUGAUAAUUAUGAAAAAUUUCAAACACAAUUUAAAGAUUAUACAAAUAUUGUUAAUAAUAUAAAAAGUGUUAUACAUAAUAAAGACACUUUUAUAAAUAAUAUUCAAAAAACAUUUACACAAAAUCAAGUCGAUAUAAAAAAUAAUUUAACUAGUCAUAUUGAAAAUGAAAAGAAAGAAUUAUUACAAAAAAUAAAUGAAUUACAAUCACAAGUUAAAGUUAUGGAAUGGAAUAUCUUGAAACAAGAAAAUUUAUAUAAAGGCAUGAAACAAAAUAUAUUAAAAAUUUUAGGUCAAAACAAAUUAAAUACUAUUGAUAAUAAUAAUAAUAAUAAUAAUAACAACAACUUAUAUGAUGCAGAUAAUGAUAGUAGUUAUGAUGAUGAAUGGUUUGGAGAGAAUAAAAAUAUCUUAAUGGGACCCCCUAUAGAUAUGGAUAAGAAAAAAAAAAAACAAGAAAAUGAAAACAACAAAAAUAAUAAGAAUUAUUCUAAUCAUAGAUUUAGCCAUAAUUAUAUGCCUCAUCAUAUUAGUAAAGAUAUCCAUUCAAAUGAAAUAGAAACAUUAUACACACAAAAUGAGUUUAAAGAACUAUUAAAUGUAAUUAAUGAUAUUAAAGAACAAAUUAAUAUGUUACAAGAAAAAAAUAUAAAUUCAAAAAAUUAUUUAGAUGACACUUUUCUACAAAUGGAAGAAAAAAUUUUAAAAAACGCUGAAUAUAAAAUUAAAUACUAUUUAGAGAUAUAUAAAAAAGAUAUAUUAAAUGAAAUUACAGAAUCGAAAGUAAUAUAUAAUGAAGAAAAAUUUAAAAGUUUAACUUUAAAACAUGAAAGGUUACAAGCAGAUUUGUUAAAAAAUAUUAAUAACCAAAUAAAGAUCCAAUCAAAAUUAAUUAAGGAUGAUAUAAGUAAAUCAAUACAUUUUAUGAUGGAACAAAAAAAAGGAAAACAUAAUUAUAAUAAUAUAAAUAAUAAUAAUAAUAAUAAUAUUAUUAGUAGUAGUAAUGGUAGUAGUAAUAAUAAUAAAAUGAUAUAUUCUGACCAUUUAGAAAUUAUACAAAAAAAAGUAGAUGAAUUAUAUAAUGAAUUCAUAUUAGAUUAUAACGAAAUUGAUUGGGCACUUGAAUCUUUAGGUGCAAAAAUUGUAUAUAAAAUGACAAGUUCACCAUUAAAUAGAAAUGAUUUUAUAGAAAAAUUCCUUAAUCAAAUUGCUUCAUUUUUACCAUCAGAAGAAAUAUACGGAAUGAUAAAACCUAUGGGGAAAGACCCAGCUAUUGUAUUAAAACCAACGAAUUUUCCAGGUGACUGUUUUUCAUUUAAAGGUAAUCAUGGGAAAAUAACAAUCCAUUUACCAGCUACAAUUGAUAUUACAUCUAUAUCUAUUCAACAUGUACAUGAAAAUAUUAGUAACAAUUCAAAUGCUACUCCAAAAUAUUUCUCUGUAUAUGGUAUGGUUGAUUUAAAUUGGCCUGAACAAUUUGAGGAAAAUGAUAUUAAUUAUGAUGAUUUUAAAAAUAGCUCUCUAUAUUCAUGCUUACAUUCUACUUAUGGAAAUAUAAUACAACCUAAUGAAAUUUUACAAAGGUGGUUAAAAGACAAUAAACAGCCAAAUCUAAUACAUAUUGGUGAUUUCUAUUUUGAUAGAAAAAAAAGAAUAGCAACAUAUCCCACCAAGUCAUGUUUCCCAAUGAAAAGGAUAAUUUUCGAAUUUACAGAAAAUUAUGGUGCUUCCUACACAUGUGUCUACAGAUUAAAAGUUCACGGAAAAAGAUGUAUAAGAAAAUUUAAAUAA